Messenger RNA from Spirodela intermedia, 25183 nucleotides. The record is from the annotation of a GenBank genome assembly. Lineage: Eukaryota; Viridiplantae; Streptophyta; Magnoliopsida; Alismatales; Araceae.
AUGAGUCAUCAAAUCAUCUUCGACAGUUGUCACCCGGCAGAGCAGAAAAAUGGCGACUUUGCAGCUCUCUAACGGUUGUCACUUGACGGAGAGGAGCUGGAUGAAAGUGGGGCGCGUGUCAGGGAGCUUCAUCCUCAGGUUUAUGCAACAAGAGGAGGCUCUUCAUCGCAUCUGGUAUGCUCUUAGGAGGUGGCGACUUGUCUCUCGCCAGAUUGUCCUCUUUCUGACGACAGCUUGUUUGUUGACCAAUUAGAGCUACUUUACUCGAUGGAUUUGCGAUCCUUUUAUCACGAAUUGUUCAACAAUUUUAGUUACAAUGCUUCAUGAAUUAUGUUGAUGAGAUUUUCAUUGAUGAUCGAGCAAUUUUGGUUGGUUAAUCCUUCACCGGUGAUCUGCAGGAAAGUCGUGAUAAUCAGAUGAAAAAAAUAUGAGUUUUGGCUCUAAGAGGAUUUGAACCCACAUCGGUUACCCUGCCCUAUCUAGGGAAGGUGACACGGGUUUAGUCCCACAUCAAUUGUGCACUGAAGUUUUUGACAAAUAUAUAGUAAUAUUAAAUUUUCAAUCAAGUCCCUUUCUCGCACGUGUACAACGACUCCUUGCCCCACAGCCAGUUGGCCACUAGUGACAUGGAAGGGGAGUGGUGCACACAUGCCCCCAUCAGUUCAAGCUGCUCGAGCCCCUGCUCAUGGCUCCUACCCAACUUGCUUCCGACCCGCUUGUGGGCCGCGCUGGCCAGUGGGUCCCCCCCAUUUUGCUAUUUUUAUUUUAAUUUCUUUUCCUUCAUUUAUCUCAAAAGUAAGACUAUAAAAAUUAUAUAAAAUCAUAUAAAAUCACAUAAUUACACAAAAAUUCAUGUUAAUCAAUUGAAAACCACUUUUCACACUUUAACACAAAUAUAUGUCUAUUUAUUAUGAGUUAAGGCUAAAACUAUAUUAUUUACUAAUUAUUAACUCAUGAUAAUGAAAACUUAUCAUGAACCGUUUAACAAUUUUAGUAAAAAUGCUCCACGAAUCACAUUGAUGAGAUUUUUGCCGAUGAUCCAAAAAUUCUUGCUGUUUAAUCCUUCACUAGUGAUUUGUAGGAAAGUCACGAUAAGUAGAUAAAAUAUAAGUUUUGGCUCUUAGAGGAUUCAAACCCUUGCCAAUUGUCUACUUGUAUGAGAGAGAUUGAAAUAAGUGCUUUAAUACCCUUAUCAAGUGACAUCAUCAUGGUAUAUUUCUAUUAUAACUAAGAAGUAUUUUAGGUAUUAAAAUCUUCAAACCUUUUCAGAGGAAGGUGUGACACAAGUUUAGUCCCACAUCACUUAUGCGUCAAAGUUUCUAGCAAAUGUAUAGUAAUAUCACAUUGUAAAUAAUGAGUCCCUUUCUCCCACACGUAGGACCACUCUUUGCCCUAUAGCUAGUUGGCCACUAGUGACAUGGAAGGGGAAUGGCACACACAUGUCCCCAUCUGUCUUACCCACUCGAGCCUCUACUCACAGCUCCUCCUUAACUGUGCUUCCAACUUGCUUGCAGGCUUGGUUGGUUGGUUGGUAGGUUCCCCUCAUUUUGUUAUAUUUUUAUUUUUAUUUCUUUUUCUUUAUUUAUCUAAAAAAUACAAUUAUAAAAAUUAUAUAAAUUCAUAGAAAAUCACAUAAUUAGCCAACAAAUCACAUUAAUCAAUUGAAAAUCACUUUUCACAUUUUAACACAAAUAUAAGUCUAUUUAUGAUGAGUUCAGGCUAAUAAUAUAUUAUUUACUAAUUAUUAACUCAUGAUAAUGAAGACAUCAACAUGACUCUUUGUAUAUUGCUAGAUCACAUAGCACUCUAGAUAGUUGCAUUGAAAUAGAUGAAAACAUUUAGUCCCACAAUAGAAAUAUAUCAGACACAUGUGCUGAAUAUAAACUAAAGCUUCUCUCUCUUAGUAGAGAUCCCUUCCCUUGAAAUAAAAUAAUUCCUAGGACCAUUUUGAGAGAAAACAAUAAGGUGGUUUGCCCUCAUGCACGCGCAUGUGUAUAGGUGCUCCUUGCUCAAUUGAUCAAUUGGCCACUGAUAAGUCUUCAUUAUCAUGAGUUAAUAAUUAGUAAAUAAUAUAGUUUUAGCCUUAACUCAUGAUAAAUAGACUUAUAUUUGUGUUAAAGUGUGAAAAGUGGUUUUUAAUUAAUUAACGUGAAUUUUUGGGUAAUUAUAUGAUUUUAUAUGAUUUUUAUAGUCUUACUUUUGAGAUAAAUGAAGAACAAGAAAUAAAAAUAAAAUGAGGGGACUCGCCGGCUAGCUGGGCCCGCAAGCAGGUUGGAAGCUCAGUUAGGGAGUAGCCACGAGUAGGGGCUCAAGUAGCUUGGACCGAUAGGGGCACAUGUGUGCCAUUCCCCUUCCAUGUCACCAGUGGCCAGUCAGUUGUGGGGCAAGGAGUGGUCGUACACACGAGAGAAGGAACUUUGCUUAGAAAUCUAACAUUACUAUAUAUUCGCCUGAAAAAUUGGCGCACAACCGAUGUGGGACUAAACCCGCAUCACACCUUCCUCAAAAGAGGCGAAUGACUGGCAUAGGUUUGAGUCCUUCUAGAGUCAAAAGUAAUAUAUUUUUAUAUAAUUAUCGUGACUUUCUUGCAGAUCGUCGGUGAAGGAUUAAGCAACGAGAAUCGUUAGAUCAUCAGCGAAAACUUCGUCAACACGAUUCGUGGAGCAUUGCUACUAAAAUUGCUGAACAAUUUACGAUAAAAGGAUCGUGAAUCCAUUGAGUAAAUCAUCUCCGAUUGAUCGAUGAACAAGCCAUUGUUGGGAAGAGGACGAUCUGCCGAGAGACGAGUCGCCACCUCUUGAGAGCGUACCGGAUGCAAUGAAGAGUCUCCUCUUGCUGUGCAGACUUGAGGAUGAAGCUCCCUAACAUGCGCCCCACCUCCAUCCAGCUCUUCUCUGUCGGGUGAUAGCCACUAGAGAGCUGCAAAGUCACCGUUUUUCUGCUCCGCUGGGUGAUAGCCGCCAGAGACGAUUCGACGACCCAUUUUAUUAAUCUCUAGACUUUGCAAGGAGAUCUAGAGAUUGCCCAUGUCAGCUUUGUCCAAGGAGGGCCUUCGAGGCCGUGGACACUACAUGAUGAUCCUCCCGAAUGCUUAAGAUUCCAGUGCAUCGCCGACGCAUCACCGUCGCGAUGCCGGAACUUUGUUUUCUUGCUUUCAAUUUACUUUACGCUUCAUUUAGUGAUAAUUUUGUGUUUUUAAUUUAUCAAAGUAUACUUUGUUCAAUUACAAUUCUUCUGGCUUUUACAGAUCUUAAUUUGAUUAAUUAAAUCAUUUGUAAUUGCUUACAUAAGAAUCGCCAAGCGAAACUCUAUUUUCGCCCAAUUCACAUUCGCCGGGCACUAACAUCAUCUUGAUAUUGGCACACUUAUUUUCUUUUUUUGUAAAUUUUAAAUAUAUUUUCUUUUCAAUUCUUAGUAUAUAAUUCAUAGAACAUUGUAUUAUGAAUAAUUACUAGAUAUUAUAUUACAUCCUUGUGAUCGACCUAGAAAAUCACUACUAUUUUUGGAAGUUUUAUUGAAUUAUAAUUGAUAUAUUUAUUUAUAAAUACUUCUAAAUAUCUAAAAAUUCAUAUUUUCUAGUUUUAUAAAUUUAAUAUUUACGUGAUUUAAUAUACAACGACUGAGUCACAUCAAAUUUUGGUACUAUUGUUGGGAAUGUAUUGCAUAAUAUUUAGUAUUUUUCUAUUUUUCUCUUAGAGUACACAAAAAAAUUUAACUCUUUGUUUUAUUUUCUUUUUGUCGAUUUUUUUUUUAGAAAAAGGGAAUGAAAAGAAGCAAGACAAGGAAUGGAGCAUACUGAAGGAGGGUAACAAUUACUAAAUUUUUCUCUCGAAUUUAUUGUAUUUUAUGCAUGGUAGAAGAUCCUUGCAUCCAAGGCUAGAAAAUCCUUUCAUUAUUUCAUUCAAAAAUAAAGAUCCGAAAGAAAAAUUAAUUUUGAUAGAUCCUGAAGGAAAUACAGGCCAAAUUGAGAACAAUUCUAUGGCCAUGAAAAAUUAUUAUAUCCCUAAUUCAUUUCAAAGAGCAUCCAAUAUUACAGUCCCAUUAGCACCCACUGUUAAAUUCGAAAUAAAUUGAAGAAUUUUUUAAAUACUCCCUAAUUUUCAUGGAUUGCCUUUAGAAGAACCUCAUCAGCACUUAGAAAAAUUUCAUAUGGUCUGUGAUUUAGUUAAUCUCCUUCAAGUUACACUAGAAAUUAUUAAAAUGAAAUUAUUCCCUCAUACACUUAGGGACAAAGCUAGUCAUUAGCUAUCCAUGUUCGAUAGAGAAUUAACUAGCUAGAAAGAUAUAGAACAGGCCUUUCUUUAAAAAUUUUAUCCCUUAGGAAAAACUCAAAAUAUAAAAAAAACAUAUAUGGAGUUUUUCUCAAAGACCAGGAUAAACUUUGCAUGAGACAUGGGAAAAAUUCAAAGAUUUACUUAAAAAGUCUCCUCAUCAUGCUAUACCCAAGUGACAGCUCAAUAGAAUUUUUUAUGAUGGAUUAUUAGAACAACAUAGAAAUAUGGUUGAUUCUAUAUGUGGAGGAGCAUUUAUGGAGAAAACUCUUGAUGAGAUUUACAAUCUUUAUGAGAAUUUAAGUGAAAAUUCUAGAGAUCAAGUCUCUUUUGAAUUAUAUGACAAGGAUAAGAAGAGAGAAAUUUAUGAAUUGCAUCAUGAUGAUGAUUCUAAACUUAGAAAUGAGGUUAAUUAGAUUAAUCAAAUAUUAGAAAAAAUUGAAUUACUUAUUGACAAUAUUAGAAAGCCUUUUAAGCCUCAAUUUAAUUCGAAUAGUACAUGUCCUAUGUAUGGUGAAAAUGAUUAUUCUGAAUUUCAAUGUUAUAAUUUAGAUCAAUCAUUUCAACCUAGGCAAGAACAAGUGCAAGUAGCUCACAGUUUUAAUAGAAAUAGGGAACCUUUUUCAAAUUUUUAUAACCCUAAUUAGAGGAAUAAUUUUUCAUCGAGAGACCCAAAUAAUAUUCAAAAUCCAAAAGCACUUAGAUCCAAUUCACAUUUUGAAUUUUGUCCAAAAUAGGAACAUACAUUUCAAAAAAAUCAGUCCUCUCAAAUUCAACCUGAUGCUAUGGAAAUGAUGCAGCAAAUGAGCCAAAUGAUGCAACAAACUAUGAAUCAAAUGAUGCUGCACUAGAAACAAAUUAUAGAGACUCUUAGGAAUAAGAGAGAAGAGGGAUAGCUACCUAGUCAGCCCAUAGAAAAUUCAAGAAACUAUCCAACAAUAAGAUUUCAGCAAGGAGAGUCUAGCUGAAUAAAUUUAGAAAAAAACUCAUGAAAUGAAAAUGUUAAGUCAGUGAAUAUAUUGAGUGAGAAUAUUUUACCUAAUCCUUAUUUCUAAUUAUUAGAUAAAAUUAAUGAGCCAUUAGAAGUAAAUGAGAACAUUAAGGCUGAAAAUAUAGUAGUAGAAAAUUUGAAUAAAAUCAUUUAUUGCUCACAAUUGAUGAAUGAAUAUAGUGAGGAUGAUGAGGAGAAAGACCCCUUAGAUGAAGAGACAACAGCUGAUCAUGGAAAAAUCAUCCAAAUUUUAGUAGAAGGGAGUAAGGACACAAAUGAAGAAAAAUAUAUUUCAGGUGAGGAAAAAUGAGUUGAUUUAGGAGAUGUAGGAGACGACAUUAAUAAAUCUAAUCAUAAUUUUCCAGCCAUGGAUGUUGAUAAUGAUGUAUAUCAUACCUCAAAAUUAAAAGAUAGCUCUUAGGAAGAUGACGAAUUUGAUGAGUUGAGAAAUGAAAAGCUAGAAAAAAAGUUGAUUCAACUAAUGGUGAGAAACGAAAAUAAUGAAUAUGAGUAUAGAGAUAAUUUUGGAGGAGAAAAUUAAAAUUUUACUGAAUUCAUUAGAUCUAAGAUUAAAGAAGAAAAUCCUUCCAUCCUUCAAAACUCACAGCUCAUUAGAAUUAUUUCUAAGCUUGAAAUAUUUCACUCCUUGCAAAUUGAACAAAUAUGUAUGGAAGAUAAAAUGGAGUAGGGGAGGUGAUAAGUCUUCAUUAUCAUGAGUUAAUAAUUAGUAAAUAAUAUAGUUUUAGCCUUAACUCAUGAUAAAUAGACUUAUAUUUGUGUUAAAAAAUGAUUUUUGGUUUUCAAUUGAUUAACAUGAAUUUUUGGGUAAUUAUGUGAUUUUAUACAAUUUUUACAGUCAAACUUUUGAGAUAAAUGAAGAACAAAUAAAAAUAAAAAUAUUGCAAAAAUGAGGGGAACCCGCCGGCCAGCCGAGCUCGCAAGCGGCAAGUGGGUCGGAAGUGCAGUCGGGGAGUAAGCCGCGAGCAGGGGCUCAAGCGACUUGGCUUGGGGACUGACAGGGCAUGCGUACGCCACACUCCCCUUCCACGUCACCGGUGGCCAGCUGGCUGUGGGGCAAGGAGUGGUCAUACACGCGAGAGAAGGGACUUUGCUGAGAAAGCUAACACUACUAUAUAUUCACCCGAAAAAUCGGCGUACAACCGAUGUGGGACUAAACCCCCGUCACACCUUCCUCAGAAGAGGCGAGCGACCGGCGUGGGUUCGAACCCUCCCAGAGUCAAAAUUCAUAUAUUUUUAUCUGAUUAUCACGACAUUCCUGCAGAUCGUCGGUGAAGGAUUAAGCAACGAGAAUCAUUGGAUCAUCGGCAAAAAUCUCGUCAACGCGAUUCGCGGAGCAUUGCUACUAAAAUUGCUGAACGAUUCACGAUAAAAGGAUCGUGAAUCCAUCGAGUAAAUCAUCUCCGAUUGAUCAACGAACAAGCCGUCGUCAGGAAGAGGAUGAUCCGCCGGGAGACCAGUCGCCACCUCUUGAGAGCGUACCAGAUGCGAUGAAGAGCCUCCUCUUGCUGCGUGGACCUGAGGAUGAAGCUCCUUGACAUACGCCCCACCUCCAUCCAGCUCCUCUCUGUCGGGUGACAGCCGCCGGAGACGAUUCGACGACCCACUUCAUUGAUUUUUAGACUUCGCGAGAAGAUCUAGAAAUUGUCCACAUCGUCUUUGUCCAAGGAGAGCGUUCGAGGCCGUGGACACUACACGACAACCCUCCCGAACGCUUAGGAUUCCGGUGCAUCGUCGACGCAUCGCCGUCGCGACGUCAGAGCUCUGUUUUCCUGCUUUCAAUUUAAUUUACGCUUUAUUUAGUGAUACUUUGUGUGAUUUUAAUUUACCAAACUAUACUUCGUUAAAUUACGAUUCUUCCGGCUUUUACAGAUCUUAAUUUGAUUAAUUAAGUCGUCUGUAAUCGCUUACGUAAGAAUCGUCGGGCAGAACUCUGUUUUCACCUGAUUCACGUUCACCGGGCGCUGACAUCAUCCUGACGCCCGCACCCUUAUUUCCUUUUUUUUUCGUGAAUUUUAAAUAUAUUUCCUUUUUAUUUCCUAGUAUAAAAUUCGUAAGAAAAUCGUAUUCAUUGAGAAUAAUUCUGAAUAAUUACCAGAUAUUAUAUUACAUCCUUGUGAUUGACUUGGAAAAUUACCGCUAUUUUUUGGAAUUUUAUUGAAUUAUAAUUGAUAUAUUUAUUUAGAAAUACUUCUAAAUAUCUGAAAAUUCGUAUUUUCUAGUUUUACAAAUUUUAUAUUUGCGUGAUUUAAUAUAAAACGACUGAGUCAUGUCAAGAGGAUACAAAAUUUAUGCUAAAUUUGAAAAAGAAUAUCAUGAAACUUACCUUGGGAUAUCAAUAUAUUUUGAUGGCCAUAGAUCAUCUUAUAUGAUCUUAGAGCUGUCCAGCUAGCGACAUUAAUUGCAACAUUGCAUGAUAGGCAACCCAUGGUUUUUAUUUCAUUAUGUUUGAUUUUUUUUUAAGCUCUAUUUUUCUUAGUAUUUUGCAAUACUUGUUUCUGUAUUUGUUUUUUCGAAAAAGUGUAGGAGGAGUGUAAGAUGAAGUGGAAAAUUAAAAAUGAGGUUGAGGUGAUGUCUUUCUGAGCUUAAUCAUUUAUGACAACAUUUUUAAUGCUUAACUUUACAUAUAUGUAUACUUCACUUGAAAAUUAUCUUUUCUGCAUAUUUUGUUUCGAUUUUUCUGUGUCAUUGAGGACAAUGUCAUUUUUAAGUUGGGGGGUGAAGUAUUCAUUAUUAAUUUAUGUUGUAGGACAAUAAUGUAUAUUUGAGGAAUAUUUCACAAGUUAUCAUGUAAAUUAUUUUAUUUGUUAUUUAAAUGAACCUCUCUAAAUCUUAAUUUAAAUUGAUAUUUUAUGAAUAAACAAAAAGUUGAUGAGAAUUUAUUUUAUAUCUUGAGGCUUAAUUCUCACUUAUUUUUUAAAAUAAAAUAUUAUUGUGCUAAAUUUUAUGAUUAAUUGAAAUCUAUUUUAUAUAAUUUUUCUAAAAAUUUGAGGCUUUAAAAUAAAUAUAAUUAGAAGACAUCAUUAUUAGAUAUGAUAACAAUCACAUAAUACUUUCAAUAUGGGAUUAACUUUAUAUUCUUUUCAGAUCUAACAGUAGUGUGAUAGUAGUGGUCAAAUCUAAUGCAUGCCAUGAAGCCACAUCACUGUUGCUGUCAUAUGAAAAAGUAGCUCCAAGAUCCAAUGGUGACUGCUAGUAGAUCCCACACUCCAUGUCAUAGCCAUCAAUACAUGAAAAGUAGCCACCAAUCCAACAGUGGCUAUCAUGGCAUCUGAUGCACACAGAUCGUGAUAAAGCACAUGCAAAAGGAGCAAGAGCCGAUGGAGAUCUAACAGUGAUUAUUAGGCCACAUCACCCCUCUUCAGAGCAAAAUCAUAGCACAAGGAUCCAAUAGUCUUCAUCGAACCAUGCUUCGGAGCAUAUAUUUAGAAAUAUCAAUUAUCAUUUGGUAAAACAAACGAUAUCAAUUAUUCCCUCACAUGCACAAAAGGGUAUAUAUUCAAAUAUUGAUUAUCAUCUGGCAAAAUAGAUAAUAUCGAUUAUUACCCCAUGAGAAAAGGGGAAAAUGCUGAAAACUUUAGAGAAAAAUUGGCAAAAUAUGACAGAAAAUAAGAAGUCAAAAUAGAAAAUUCGAUUUGUAGAUCUAUGGGACAAAGGAGGAAGAGGGGAGGGAAAUGGAGAUUUUCUAGAGUUGUUCUUGGGUUGUUCUUGAGAGAAAAUAUUGUUCUUCUUUCUCAUGAGAAAAUAGGAUUCUGAAGAGUGCAUUGUUAAUUUUGAUUGUUCUCCUUUACCCUUUUCACCUUAAAUCCAUUCUAUUGAACUAGAUGCAAGAUUGAGAAGUGCUACCCAGAAGUUGACAUCAAGCCAUGCAUUCAAAGAGUUGUAAGUUUGAUUUUUAAUAGAGUUUUUAUUAUUUUCUUGUUUGAUCUGUGAAAUAAUUUUAUUUUCUUAGGUUAAAUUAUUUAUUUACUUUUUUUCUUCUAUUUUAAUCAAUCCAAAGCAUAUUUAGUUUAUUGAUUUUAAUUCAUUUCAUUUUUAUAUUCGCAUUUAUAUUUAUUUGCCAUUUUAUUUCAUUUAUUGUUUUGAAUAUGAAUUUAAAUCUUCUAAUCAAUUUGUAAUUCUUUAAAUUAGAGGAUAAAAGGAUUUUUAAAAGCUUUCCCCUAAGGAGAUGACCUAGCUCACCACUAUAUCCAUCUAAAAUUCUUAUUAUUAUUUUUGUUGAAUCUAGUUGAACAAGUUAUUAAAAUUGAUUGAUGAUUCUAAUAACGACUUAGAACCACAUCAAUUUUUGGUGCUGUUCUUGGCGAAGGUAAUUUCGAAAUCUUUAAUUCUCUAUAGGAAUUAUUUUUCUAUUUUUCUACAUUUUCUUUUCAUAUCUCAUUUCUAUAUAAAAAAAUAAUUCGUGAAUUAAUGUUGCAUGCUAGGACGGAGGUCAUUAAAACCCAAAUUAGUAGAACUACCUAUAUCUAGAGUUAAAUCAUCUGGCAAUUUGCUUAAUUCACGAAAAGUAGAGGAAAAUAGAGAAAACCCUAGACCUAUUAGAGAUUAUUUUAAUCCACCAUCUGCACUUGAUUUUCAAUAGCAACCUAUUUGCAAGCACAAUAUUAAAUCAGGAAUUUUUCAAUUGCUGCCUAUAUUCUUAUGAUAAAAAUAUUGAAGAUCCAUAUGAUCAUUUGCAAGAAUGUCUUAAGGUUUGUGGGACUGUCAAAGAGGUUGACGAUGAAUUAAAAUUAACAUAGUUUCCUUUUUCUUUGAAAUGUGAUGCUAGCUAUUGGAUUUCUACUUUAGAAAAGGAGAUAAAAUCAUGGCCUGAUUUAGUGCAGGAAUUUCUGAAAAUAUUUUAUCCUAGGGGGAAAACCAUGUUGAUGAGAAAACAUAUUAUGAGUUUUACACAAAACAGUAAUGAACCUUUGCAUGAAGCAUGGUAUAGAUUCAAAGCUAUGAUGAGAAGAUGUCUUCAUCAUGGUAUUCCUAAAUGACAAAUAGUUCAAAUGUUUUAUGAUGGUUUGUCUGCAGCCAACAAGCAAAUGAUUGAUGCAUCAUGUGGUGGCACAUUUAUGAAUAAAAAGGAAGAUGAGGGAUAUUCUCUUUUGGAAGAACUUACUGAUAACUCUUCUAACUAUAUAUCUUCAUCUUCCUUUGAUAGAUCUAAGGGUGGAAUUUAUGAGAUUAGAAAAUCAGAUGAUAAAGAAUGGAAGAGUUAAUUUGAUGAGCUAAAUUCUAAGAUGGAAAAAAUUCUUGCUUUUAGGAAAAAUUUAAGUGACAAACUUACAAAAUUUCUUCAAGUUUGAAUCAUGCUGAAAAUGAAUGUCCUCAAAUUAUUUCUCCAUCAUAUACAUCUGAACAAGUUCAAUUAGCUCAAGAUUUUAAUAAGUCUAAUCAUGAUUUUGUGCAGGCUUCUUAUAACCCUGGAUGGAGAAAUCAUCCAAAUUUUUCAUGGAAAAAUCAAAACAUGUUUAGUGAGCAAACAUCUUCUAGUUAUCCCAACAUGCAGGUUAGACCUCAGCAGCAAAUAUUUCCACCCAUGAAAGGUCAACCACGCCCAUCAAAUUUUCAAGCACACCCACCAUUAGGUCAAGGACCACAAGUCAUGGGAAAAAAUCAAGGCAGUGACAAUAAAUUGAGUGGUUUACAACGGAUCAUGGUUCAACAACAACAAACCAUUCAAAAAUUACAACAACAACAAACUCGACAACAAUCCAUUCAACAAUUGCUGCAGCAACAACAACAAAACAAAUCCAUGCAUCAACUCACACAAAAACCACAUGCAGCUCAACAAUUUAGACCAAGUGGAGGCCAGCUACCAAGUCAACCCAUAGCCAAUCUACAAAAUCAUCCUCCUGGUUUUCAGCAUCAAGCUAACAUGGUAAAUACAAGUUUUGAAGAACCUUUUGUACUAUCUCAAAUGGAAGACAUGAAGGCCAUAUCUCAGCUACGAAAUGGGAAGGUUUUGAGUGAUCGUUACCAACAAAAGGAGGAUGGAAAAGACAUCUCUUCUAUGGACAAAAAUUCAGAAGAUCAAAAACAGAAAAUUAUAGAGGAAGAUGAUGAUUUUAGUGAUGAUGAAGAGGUUGAAAAAUCAAAGGUUGAAGUAAAUAUUGACCCCAAGGAAUAUGUUCCCACUACACCUUUCCUUCAUGCAUUAAAACCAAAAGGUAAAAAGGGAUUGAUUCAUAGUGAUGAGGUGAUGAAAAUUUUUGAGCAAGUGCAGCUCAAGAUUGCUCUCUUGGAUGCCAUCAAUCAUGUACCAAGUUAUGCAAAAUUUUUGAAGGAGAUGUGCACACCUAAAAGAGAAAAAAGAAUCAUCCUUUCAUCACAAUGCAAUUAUUCUUGAUCAAUUGCCCAUGAAAUGUAAAGAUCCAGGUAAACCUCUAAUCUCUUGUAAAAUUGGUGGAAUUACUUUUGAUAAUGCAUUGCUUGAUUUAGGUGCUGGUGUUAAUUUUUUACCUACUGCCAUUGCUGAACAUUUUAGAAUUGGUGAGCUCAAACCAGCCUCUACAAUUCUUCAAGUUGUAGAUAGAUCUACUAGGAAACCUAAAGGAAUAUUAGAAGAUGUAAUUGUCAAGGUAGGUGAAUGCUAUUUUCCCAUUUAUUUUUUGGUCUUAGACAUUGACGUGACUUAGUCGUUGUAUGUUAAAUCACGCAAAUAUAAAAUUUAUAAAACUAGAAAAUACGAAUUUUCGGAUAUUUAGAAGUAUUUCAAAAUAAAUAUAUCAAUUAUAAUUCAAUAAAAAUUCCAAAAAUAGCGAUAAUUUUUCAAGUCAAUCACAGGGAUGUAAUAUAAUAUCUGGUAAUUAUUCAGAAUUUUUCUCAAUGAAUACGAUUUUCUUACGAAUUUUAUACUAGGAAAUAAAAAGGAAAUAUAUUUAAAAUUCACGAAAAAAAAGGAAAUAAGGGUGCGGGCGUCAAGAUGACGUCAACACCCGGUGAACGCGAAUCAGGCGGAAACAGAGUUCCGCCUGGCGAUUCUUAUGUAAGCGAUUACAGAUGACUUAAUUAAUCAAAUUAAGAUCUGUAAAAGUCGAAAGAAUCGUAAUUUAACGAAUUAUAGUUUGGUAAAUUAAAAUCACACAAAGUAUCACUAAAUGAAGCGUAAAUUAAAUUGAAAGUAGGAAAACAGAGUUCCGGCGUCACGACGGCGAUACGUCGGCGAUGCACCAGAAUCCUAAGCAUUCAGGAGGAUUGUCGUGCAGUGUCCAUGGCCUCGAAGGCUCUCCUUGGACAAAGACAACGUGGGCAAUCUCUAGAUCUUCUCGCGAAGUCUAGAGAUCAAUGAAGUGGGUCGUCAAAUCAUCUCCGGUGGCUGUCACCCGGCGGAGCGGAAAAACGGCGACUUUGCGGCUCUCCGGCGGCUGUCACCCGACGGAGAGGAGUUGGAUGGAGGUGGGGCGCGUGUCAGGGAGCUUCAUCCUUAGGUCCGCACAGCAAGAGGUGGCUCUUCAUUGCAUCUGGUACGCUCUCAGGAGGUGGCGACUAGUCUCCUGGCGGAUCGUCCUCUUCCUGACGACGGCUUGUUCGUCGAUCAAUUGGAGAUGAUUUACUCGAUGGAUUCGCGAUCCUUUUAUCGUGAAUCGUUCAGCAAUUUUAGUAGCAAUGCUCCACGAAUCGCGUUGACGAGAUUUUCACCGAUGAUCCAGCGAUUCUCGUUGCUUAAUCCUUCAUCGGUGAUCUGCAGGAAAGUCGCGAUAAUCAGAUAAAAAUAUAUGAAUUUUGACUCUGGGAGGAUUUGAACCUGCGCCGGUCACCCGCCUCUUCUGAGGAAGGUGGGUUUAGUCCCACAUCAGUUGUACGCCAAUUUUUCGGGCGAAUAUAUAGUAAUGUUAGCUUUGUGAGCAAAGUCCCUUCUCUCGCGUGUAUGACCACUCCUUGCCCCACAACCGGCUGGCCACCGGUGACGUGGAAGGGGAGUGGCGUAUGCGUGCCCUAUCGAUCCCCAAGUCAAGCCGCUCGAGCCCCUGCUCACGGCUUACUCCCCGACUGCGCUUCCAACCUGGUUGCGGGCCUGGCUGGCCGGCGGGUCCUCUCAUUUUUGCAAUAUUUUUAUUUUUAUUUCUUGUUCUUCAUUUAUCUCAAAAGUAAGACUGUAAAAAUCGUAUAAAAUCACAUAAUUACCCAAAACUUCACGUUUAUCAAUUGAAAACCAAAAAUCAUUCUUUAACACAAAUAUAAGUCUAUUUAUCAUGAGUUAAGGCUAAAACUAUAUUAUUUACUAAUUAUUAACUCAUGAUAAUGAAGACUUAUCAGACAUUAAUGUUAAAGCUAGAUUUAUGUGUUUUAAUUAGUUUUAUUUUUUGACUUUAUUUUGUUAACUUGCAAAAGAAAUAUAGGAUAUAUUGUUAAUUUUAAAAGUCAAGUUAAAAUAUUUAGUAGUAUUUUUUAUUAUUGAAAUAAAAAUAAUAAAAUAUAAAAAAUUCUUUCGUAUGCUAGCAAGGUAGCACUUGGCAGUUGACCUAGAGGGGGGACAACAAUCAACUGGGUAGACCCAGACGAAGGGAGCCACGAGUUGGGCUCGAGUGACGAAGGCCUCACUCUACACACGUGUGCGCCACUCUCCUUUUACAUCCUAGUGGCCAACCAGUCAUGGGGCAAGGAGUUCUCAUAAACACGUGCGUGCACGAGGGCGGACCACCUUAUUGCCUUCUCCUAAGAUGGUUCUAGACAUUAUUUUAUUUUGGGAGAAGGGAUCUUUGCUGAGAGAGAUAAGCUUUAGUUUCUAUUCAGUACAUACAUCCAAUAUAUUUCCAGUGUUGAACUAAAUAUUUUCGCUUGUUCUAGCAUAGCCAUCUAGAGCAUGGUGUGAUCUAGUAGUACACAAAGAGUCAUGUCAUCAAAUUAGCCAAAUCUUGUGGCUGGCAAACCACCACAAUACCAUAUGUGUAAAGCAAUCCAUCGACAGUUUAUGAAUUCGACAUUGCUCAACACACAUGUGGGCUUAAAGGAUGAUUUGACAGCUAUGAAGGUGCCAUGGUACCAAGAACUUAAGUUUUCGAUCGAUAGUGGUUUGUAGCAGGUUGAUCCUAUGUUGUUCAAUGUGCCAUGUACCAAGCUCAUCUGAUCUAGUGGCUCUUGAAGCACCACGACACUAGGAACUUAAGUUCUCACACAAAUCAUCAUCAGGGAUAUAAAGAUAAUAAUUGAUUAUUUUCUAGUAAAAUAGAUAUUAUUGAUUAUCGUUAAAGUCCUGAUGGUAGUCAAAAAUACGGCAAGCUAUUAUUCCCUUCUUUUACGCAAUCGACAUCUUCAGUGAUUGGCAAGUUUCUUCCUUCCUCCUUUGACUACACUCAAGGCCUCUAACAAGUGGUCAGCUCUUCUCUUCUCCCCUUAGACAACGCUGACAGCUUGGCAACCCUUAUUUCAGCAAAUCUCUUUGGAAAGUGGCACAGUGCUUUUGGAUGAUACUUCUAUGACUUCCGGCGUGGUGUGGCAUGUUUGGACAAAACCAAACUACCACAUUGGUGUCUCUAGUUAUCUAGGAGGUAGACUAAACUUGGGCAAUGAUUUAUUUCCUAUUUUCAGCAUUUACUUAUCUGCUUUUGUCAUUUAUUUACAUUUUACGAUAAGUUCUUUCCAUUUCAUGCACGUUUUGAUUGAAAUGAGUAGAACUAAUUCAAAACUUGAUGAAUGAUCUUCAUUCUUCUUGUAAAUCCUCCAAGACUCGUAUGAGAUUAAGCUAAGAUCAUUUCUAACUUUUUCUAUUGAUUUUUACAAUUGAAUCUUGACAUAUUCAUGUUCUCAAUAUUCUACGAAUAACAAGUUUUUUUUAUUUUCAAAUGCAAAAUCACCGAGAUUAAAGGUUGAUUAAUGAGCAUUCAAUGGUUUAAAUAAGCUAGAGACAUUCAUGACUAAUCUCAUGUCAUGUGUGUGAAUCCUCGAGCACACAUUCGUCUGAGAAAAUAGGAUGACCAUAUUUCUCUUUUUCUUCAUUUUCUUCUUAUUUCUCUCUCUCUCUCUCUCGUGAGACCUCUCUUCUUUCUCUAUCUCUUGUGAGACCUCUCUUCUCUCUUCAUCUCUCAUAAGAUCUCUCCCUUUCUCUCCCUCUCUCUUGAUUGAUUUCAUUCUCUUUCUCUCUCUCGAUUGAUUUCUCUCUCCUUCUCUCUCUCUGCCUCAUGUGAGAUUUCUCUCCUCCACUCCCUUUCUCUUCCUUUCACGAGAGAUCUGAUCCCUUCUCUCUCUCAUGAGAGCUUUCUCUCCUCCGCUCUCUUUCUUUUCCUUUCAUGAGAGAUCUCAUCCCUUUUCUCUCAUAAGAACUCUCUCUUCUCCUCGCUCUUUCUCUCCCUUUCAUGAGAGAUCCCAUCCCUUCUAUCUCUCGUGUGAGCUCUCUCUUUCUCUCUCUCUUUUCCCCCUUCCUUUUUUUCUCCCUUCCCUUCCUUUAUUCUUCUCACCUCACCCUUCUACUUUAUAUUUAUGUUAAAUAUUAACAAAAUAUUAAAACCACUUUAUAUAUAAAUUAAAUUAUUUUUUAUGACAGAUUAGUCAAUCUCCUUGUGUUCAACUUGAGACUUAAUUCUAUAAUAAUAUUUUAUUAAGUUUUAGGUAUAAAUAUUAUUAGAUAGUGUGUAUUUAAACUCAACAAUAAGUACACACUAAUGACAUUGUCAUAUGAACUAAAACAAAUGACUAUCAUUUUUAGACGUUGAUGUGACUUAGUUGUUGUAUAGUAAAUCACACAAAUUCAAAAUUUAUAAAACUAGAAAAUACAAAUUUUUAGAUAUUUAGAAGUAUUUCUGAAUAAAUAUAUCAAUUAUAAUUCCAUAAAACUUCAAAAAAUAGCAGUAAUUUUCCAAGUCAAUUAAAGGGAUGUAAUAUAAUAUCGGCUAAUUAUUCAGAAUUUUUCUCAAAGAAUACUAUUUUCUAUGAAUUUUAUACUAGAAAAUAAAAAUUAAAUAUAUUUAAAAUUCACGAAAAUGGGGACGUCAAGAUGACAUCAACACCCAGCAAACAUGAAUCGGGCAAAACAGAGUUUCAUCUGAUGAUUCUUACUUAAGUGAUUAUAGAUGAUUUAAUUGAUCAAAUUAAGUUCUAUAAAAGCCAAAAGAAUCGUAAUUGAAUGAAGUAUAUCUUGGUAAAUUUAAAUCACACAGAUUAUCACUAAAUGAAGUAAAAAUUUAGUUGAAGUAGGAAAACAGAGUUCUGGUGUUGUGGCAACAAUGCGUUAGUGAUGCACUAGAUUCUUGAGCAUUCGGAAAGAUUAUUCUACAGUGUCCAUGGCCUUGAAGGCUCUCCUUGAACAAGAAUGACAUGGGCAACCUCUAGAUUUCUUUGCAAAGUCUAGAGAUCAAUAAAAUGGGUCGUCGAAUCGUUUGUAGCAGUUGUCACUUGGCAGAGUAGGGCGGGCAACCGGCAUAGGUUUGAAUCCUCCUAGAGCCAAAACUCAUAUUUUUUUAUUUGAUUAUUACGACUUUCCUACAGAUUCUCAGUGAAGGAUUAAGCAACUAGAAUCGCUGGAUCAUUGGCAAAAAUCUCAUUAAUACGAUUUAUGGAGCAUUGUUACUAAAAUUUUUGAACGAUUCAUGAUAAAAGGAUCGCGAAUCCAUCGAGUAAAGCAUCUCCGAUUGAUCGAUGAACAAGCCAUCAUCAGGAAGAGGAUGAUCCAUUAGGAGAUGAGUCGCCACCUCCUGAGAGCGUACUAGAUGAGAUGAAGAGCCUCUUCUUACUGUGCGGAGGUGAGGGUGAAGCUCCUUGACAGGCGCCCCACCUUCAUCUAGCUCCUCUCUAUCGGGUGACAACCAUUGGGUGACAACUAUCAAAGACAAUUUGACGACCCAUUUCAGUGAUCUCUAGACUUCACAAGAAGAUCUAGAGUUUGCCCACAUCGUCCUUGUCCAAGGAGAGCCUUCAAGGCCAUAGACACUGCACGACGAUCCUCCCGAAUGCUUAGGAUUUCGGUGCAUUGCUGACGCAUCACCGCCGCGAUGCCGGAACUCUUUUUUCUUACUUUUAACUUACUUUAUGGUUCAUUUAGUGAUAAUUUGUGUGAUUUUAAUUUACCAAAAUAUACUUCGUUCACUUAUAAUUCUUCUGGCUUUUACAAAUCUUAAUUUGAUCAAGUAAAUCGUCUAUAAUCGCUUACAUAAGAAUCACCAAGUGGAACUCUAUUUCCGCUUGAUUCAUGUUUGCCGAAUGCUGACGUCAUCUUGAUGUCCACACCCUUAUCUCCCUUUUACGUGAAUUUUAAAUAUAUUUUCUUUUCAUUUACUAGUAUAAAAUUCAUAGAAAAUAGAAUUCUUUGAAGAAAAUUUUGAAUAAUUAUCAGAUAUUAUAUUACAUCCUUGUGAUCGAUUUAGAAAAUUACUACUAUUUUAUAAAUUUUAUUUAAUUCUACUUGAUAUAUUUUUUUAAAAAUACUUCUAAAUAUCUGAAAAUUCAUAUUUUCUUAUUUUAUAAAUUUAAAAUUUAUGUGAUUUACUAUACAACAACUAAGUCACGUCAAUACACUCUCAAGAGGUGGCGACUCAUCUCCCAGCGGAUCAUCUUCUUCCCGAUGAUGACUUAUUUGUCAAUCAAUCAGAGAUGCUUUACUCAAUGGAUUCGUAAUCUUUUUAUCGUAAAUCGUUCAAUAAUUUUAGUAACAAUGCUCUACGAAUCAUGAUAAGUUUUCAUUAUCAUGAGUUAGUAAUUAAGUAAAUAAUAUAGUUUUAGCCUUAACUCAUGAUAAAUAGACUUAUAUUUGUGUUAAAGUGUGAAAAUUAGUUUUCAAUUGAUUACAUAAAAUUUUUAGGUAAUUAUGUGAUUUUGAGAUAAAUGAAGUAAAAGAAAAUAAAAUAAAAAUAUAGUAAAAUGGGGGGACCCACUAGCUAGCCGGGGCCCCAAGUGAGUCGGAAGCUCAAUUAGGGAGUAGCCACGAGCAGAGGCUCGAGUGGCAUGGACCGAUAGGGGCACGAGUGCGCCAUUCCCCUUCCAUGUCACUAGUGGCCAGCCAGUUGUGGAGCAAGGAGUGGUCGUACACAUGAGAGAAGGGACUUUCCUUAGAAAUCUAACAUUAGUAUAUAUUCACCCGAAAAAUCGGCGCACAACCAAUGUGGGACUAAACCCACCUCACACCUUCCUUAGAAGGGGCGAGGCAACUGGUGCGGGUUCGAAUCCUCCUAGAGUCAAAAGUCAUAUAUUUUUAUUUGAUUAUUGUGACUUUCUUGUAGAUCACUGGCGAAGGAUUAAGCAACGAGAAUUACUAGAUCAUCAGCAAAAAUCUCGUCAACGCGAUUCGCAGAGCAUUGCUACUAAAAUUAUUGAAUGAUUCGCGAUAAAACGAUCGCAAAUUCAUCAAGUAAAUCAUCUCUGAUUGAUUGACGAACAAGCCAUCAUCAGGAAGAGGACGAUCUGCUUGGAGACAAGUCGCCACCUCCUGAGAGUGUACCAAAUGCGAUAAAGAGCCUCUUCUUGCUGCGUGGACUUGAGGAUGAAGCUCCCUGACAUGGGCCUCACCUCCAUCCAGCUCCUCUCUAUCAAGUGACAGUCGCCAGAGAACUGCAAAGUCACAAUUUUUCUGCUCCGCCAGGUGACAGCCACCAAAGACGACUCGACGACCUAUUUUAUUGAUCUCUAGACUUCAUGAGAAGAUCUAGAGAUUGCCCACGUCGUCUUUGUCUAAGGAGAGCCUUCGAGGCCAUGGACACUACACGACGAUCCUCCCAAAUGCUUAGAAUUCUAAUGCAUCACUGACGCAUCGCCGUCGUAAUGCCAGAACUCUAUUUUCCUACUUUUAACUCACCUUACGCUUUAUUUAGUGAUAGUUUUUGUGAUUUUAAUUUACCAAAAUAAACUUUGUUCUAUUACGAUUCUUCUAGCUUUUACAAAUCUUAAUUUGAUCAAUUAAAUUGUCUAUAAUUGCUUACAUAAGAAUCACCAGAUGGAACUCUAUUUUCGUCCGAUUCGUGUUUGCCGGGUGCUGAUGUCAUCCUGACGUUUGCACCCUUAUUUCACUUUUUUGUGAAUUUUAAAUAUAUUUUCUUUUCAAUUCCUAAUAUAAAAUUCAUAAAAAACCGUAUUCAUUGACAAAAACUCUGAAUAAUUACGAGAUAUUAUAUUACAUCCUUGUGAUCGACUUGGAAAAUUAUCGCUAUUUUUAGAAGUUUUAUAGAAUUAUAAUUUAUAUAUUUAUUCAGAAAUACUUCUAAAUAUCCAAAAAUUUAUAUUUUUUAGUUUUAUAAAUUUUUGAUUUGCAUGAUUUAAUAUACAACGACUAAGUCGCGUCAAAUUUGGCACCAUUGCUAGUGAUGUAUUGCAUAAUAUUUAGUAUUUUUCUAUUUUUCUCUUAGAGUACACAAAAAAAAUUAACUCUUGUUUUAUUUUCUUUUUUCCAAUUUUUUUUUAGAAAAAGGGAAGGAAAAGAAGCAAUGAAAGGACUGGAGCAUACUAAAGGAGGGUAACAAUUACUAAAUUUUUCCCUCAAAUUUAUUGAUUUUUAUGCAUGAUAGAAGAAGAUCCUUGCAACCAAGGCUAGAAAAUCCUUUCAUUAUUUCAUUCAAAACUAAAAAUCCGAAAAAAAAAAUAAUUUUAAUGGAUCCUGAAAGAAGUACAGGUCAAACUGAGAGCAAUCCUAUGGCCAUUGAAAAUCAUUAUAUCUCGUAUUCAUUUCAAAGAGCAUCCAAUAUUAGAGUCCCAUUAGCACCAACUAUUAAAUUUGAAAUAAAUCUAGAAAAUUUUCAAAUGCUCUCUAAUUUUCAUGGAUUGCUUUAGAGGAACCUCAUCAGCACUUAGAAAAAUUUUAUAUGGUCUGUGAUUUAGUUAAUCUCUCUCAAGUUACAUCGGAAAUUAUUAAGAUGAAAUUAUUUCCUCAUACACUUAGGGACAAAGCUAGUCAUUGGCUAUCUACAUUAGAUAGAGAAUUAACUAGCUGGAAAGACAGAACAGGCCUUUCUUCAAAAAUUUUAUCUCUUAGGAAAAACUCAAAAUAUGAGAAAAUAUAUAUAGAAUUUUCUCAAAGACCAAGAGAAACUUUACAUGAGACAUGGGAAAAAUUCAAAGAUUUACUUAGAAAGUGUCCUCAUCAUGCUAUACCCAAGUGGCAGCUUAAUAGAAUUUUUAUGGUGGAUUAUUAGAACAACAUAAAAAUAUGGUUGAUUCUAUAUGUGGAAGAACUUUUAUGGAGAAAACUCCUGAUAAGAUUUAUAGUCUUUAUGAGAAUCUAUAUGAAAAUUCUAGAGAUCAAGCCUCUUUUGAAUUAUAUGAUAGGGAUAAGAAGAGAGGAGUUUAUGAAUUGCAUCAUGAUGAUUAUUCUAAAUUUAGAAAUGAGGUUAAUCAGAUUAAUCAAAUAUUAGAAAAAAUUGAUUUACUUAUUGACAAUAUUAGAAAGCCUCUUAACCCUCAAUUUAAUUCAAAUAGUAUACGUCCUAUGUAUGGUGAAAAUGAUCAUUUCAAAUUUCAAUAUCAUCCUAGGCAAGAACAAGUGCAAGUACCCCACGAUUUUAGUAAAAAUUAGGAAUAUUUUUCUAAUUCUUAUAAUCCUAAUUGGGGAAAUAAUUUUUGGUGGAGAAACCCAAAUAAUAUUCAAAAUCCAGAAGCACUUAGAUUCAAUUCAAAUUUUGAAUUUCAUCCAAAAUAAAAACACAGAUUUCAGAAAAAUCAGUCCUCUCAAAUCCAACUUGAUGCUAUGGAAAUGAUGCAGCAAAUGAGCCAAAUGAUGCAACAAACUAUGAAUCAAAUGAUGCUGCACUAGAAACAAAUUAUAGAGGCUCUUGGGGAUAAGAGAAAAAAGAGACAGCUACCUAGUCAGCCCAUAGAAAAUUUAGGAAACUGUCCAAUAGUAGGAUUUCAGCAAGAAGAGUCUAGCUGGAUAAAUUUAGAAAAAAACCCACAAAAUAAAUAUUAGGACAGUGAAUACAUUGAGUGAGAAUAUUUUACCUGAUCUUUAUUUCCAAUUAUUAGAAGAAAUUGAUGAUCCAUUAGAAGUAAAUAAGAAUAUUAAGGCCAAAAAUAUAGUAGCAGAAAAUUUGAAUAAAAUUAUUUAUUGCUUGCAAUUAAUGAAUGAAUAUAGUGAGGAUGAUGAGGAGAAAGAGCCCUUAGAUGAAGAAACAACAGUUGAUCAUGGAAAAAUCAUCUAAAUUUUAGUAGAAGGGAGUAAGGACAGAAAUGAAGAAAAACAUAUUUCAGGUGAGGAAAAAUCAAUUGAUUUGGGAGAUGUAGGAGACGAAAUUAAUGAAUCUAAUCAUAAUUUUGCAGCCAUGGAUGUUGAUACUAAGGAUGAUGAUGUAUAUCAGAUACAGAAAUUAAAAGAUAGCUCUUGGAAUGAUGAAGAAUUUGAUGAGUUGAGAAAUGAAAAGCUAGAAAAAGAGUUGAUUCAACUAAUAGGGAGAAACGAAAAUAAUGGAUAUGAAUAUAGAGAUAAUUUUAGAAGAGAAAAUUUGAAUUUUACUGAAUUCAGUAGAUCUGAGAUUAGAGAAGAAAAUCCUUCCAUCCUUCAAAACUCACAGUCCAUUAGAAUUAUUUCUAAGCUUGAAAUAUUUCACUCCUCGCAAAUUGAAAAAAUAUGUAUGGAAGAUAAAAUGGAGCAGGGGAAGAUUAUGCAGAUAAAAGAAGAAAUUAAGAAAUGGGUGAGUGGAAGAAUUAGAAAUACCAAUUUAGAUGAAAAAAAUUUAGAUUGGGCAAAAGCUAAUUUGAAAGUUAUAUGGCCUGAUCACAUUUUAUGGUUUAUUAAUAGAAAGUAUUUAUUAAUGAAUGAGAGCCUAACAAAACAAGAUAGAAAUAAGGAAAGAUUCUUUUCAAAAUGGAAAUAUUAUUUUUGGGAAAAUUUUGUUAAUUUCCAUUUUGUUUUGGUUGAAAUUAUGUCAAGGUAUAUAUAUGAAGUAUAUGAAUUUAUGCUAAAUCUGAAAAAGAAUAUCAUGAAACUUACCUUGGGAUACAAAUAUAUUUUGAUGGCCAUAGAUCAUCUUAUAUGAUCUAAGAGCUGUCCAGCUGAAGACAUUAAAUUGAGCGCUGCAUUGGAGGCAACCCAUGGUUUUUAUUUCAUUCUAUUUGAUCUUUUUUAAGCUUUGUUUUUCUUAGAAUUUUGCAGUACUUGUUUCUGUAUUUGUUUUUUCAAAAAAGUGCAAGAGGAGGAGUGUAAGAUGAAGUGAAGAAUUAAAAACGAGGUUGAGGUGAUGUCUUUCUGAGCUUAAUCAUUUAUGACAACAUUUUUAAUGCUUAACUUUACAUAUAUGUAUACUUCACUUGAAAAUUAUAUUUUCUGCAUAUUUUGUUUUAAUUUUUUUGUGUCAUUGAGGACAAUGUCAUUUUUAAGUUGGGGGGUGAAGUAUUCAUUAUUAACUUAUGUUGUAGGACAAUUAAGAACAUGUGUUUGUAUUUUAUUCAACUUAGAACAGCAAGUAAAAAAAUAAAAAUAAAAUAAAAUUCAGAAAAACUGCAACAUCUAUUUUCUGAUUUUCUGUCAGGAACAAUAGACUGUCAAAAAUAACAAACAAACAAAUACCCCAAAAUUUGAAAUUCUAGAGACCCUUUUCUCACAUUUCAAUCCCCUAGAUAUAUAUUACUGAAAUUCGAAAUUACAGUUAUAAAGAGGAUAGUUUUGAUUUAUUUUUGACAAAUUUAUUGUGCUAAAAAUAAAACUAAAAACAGAAAAUAAAACUAUUAGAUUUAUAAAUUUCUUACUUCAUAUUGCAUGCAUGAAAAAUUAAAUCAAUUAGAUUGAUUGAUACCAAAAGACACUAGGAAGAUUAUUAUUGAGUCAAAAGAAUGAUCUAGUAGCAUGAAAUGUUAGAAUACUCCCUAGAUACAUGAUAGAUAACAUGGAUUUGAUUUUACAGAUUUUCACUUCAUGAUACUUGAGAUUUGUAAAUUUUUAUUUUCAUAACUCCAUUGCUAAGGGACUAGCAAUGAUUUAAGUUGGGGGGUGUGAUAAGUCUUCAUUAUCAUGAGUUAAUAAUUAGUAAAUAAUAUAGUUUUAGCCUUAACUCAUGAUAAAUAGACUUAUAUUUGUGUUAAAGAAUGAUUUUUGGUUUUCAAUUGAUUAACGUGAAUUUUUGGGUAAUUAUGUGAUUUUAUACGAUUUUUACAGUCUUACUUUUGAGAUAAAUGAAGAACAAGAAAUAAAAAUAAAAUAUUACAAAAAUGGGGGGACCCGUCGGCGAGCCGUGCCCGCAAGCGGGUCGGAAGCACAGUCGGGGAGUAAGCCGCGAGCAGGGCUCGAGCGGCUUGGCUUGGGGACCGACAAGCACGCGUACGCCACUCCCCUUCCACGUCACCGGUGGCCAGCCGGCUGUGGGGCAAGGAGUGGUCGUACACGCGAGAGAAGGGACUUUUGCUCACAAAGCUAACAUUACUUUAUAUUCGCCCGAAAACUCGGCGUACAACCGAUGUGGGACUAAACCCACACCUUCCUCAGAAGAGGCGGGGGGCAACCGGCGCGGGUUCGAAUCCUCCUAGAGUCAAAAUUCAUAUAUUUUUAACUGAUUAUCGUGACUUUCCUGCAGAUCGCCGGUGAAGGAUUAAGCAACCGGAAUCGCUGGAUCAUCGGCGAAAAUCUCGUCAACGCGAUUCGCGGAGCAUUGCUACUAAAAUUGCUGAACGAUUCGCGAUAAAAGGAUCGCAAUCCAUCGAGUAAAUCAUCUCCGAUUGAUCGACAAACAAGCCGUCGUCGGGAAGAGGACGAUCCGCCGGGAGACCAGUCGCCACCUCCUGAGAGCGUACCAGAUGCGAUGAAGAGCCUCCUCUUGCUGCGCGGACCUGAGGAUGAAGCUCCCUGACACGCGCCCCACCUCCAUCCAGCUCCUCUCCGUCGGGUGACAGCCGGCGGAGAUGAUUCGACGACCCACUUCAUUGAUCUCUAGACUUCGCGAGAAGAUCUAGAGAUUGCCCACGUCGUCUUUGUCCAAGGAGAGCCUUCGAGGCCAUGGACACUUGACAUGACUCAGUCGUUGUAUAUUAAAUCAUGCAAAUAUAAAAUUUAUAAAACUAGAAAAUACGAAUUUUUGGAUAUUUAGAAGUAUUUCAAAAUAAAUAUAUCAAUUAUAAUUCAAUACAAAUCCCAAAAAUAGUGGUAAUUUUCUAGGUCGAUCAAAGGAAUGUAAUAUAAUAUCUAGUAAUUAUUCAGAAUUUUUCUCAAUGAGUACAAUUUUCUUACGAAUUUUAUACUAGGAAAUAAAAAGGAAAUAUAUUUAAAAUUCAUAAAAAAAAAGAGGAAAUAAGGGUGCGGACGUCAGGAUGACGUCGGCGCCCGGCGAACGCGAAUCAGGCGGAAACAGAGUUCCGCCCGGUGAUUCUUACGUAGGCGAUUACAGACGACUCAAUUAAUCAAAUUAAGAUCUGUAAAAGCCGGAAGAAUCGUAGUUGAACGAAGUAUAGUUUGGUAAAUAAAAAUCAACAAAGUAUCACUAAAUGAAGCGUAAAUUAAAUUGAAAGCAGGAAAACAGAGUUCCGGCGUCGCGACGGCGAUGCGUCGGCGAUGCACCGGAAUCCUGAGCGUUCGGGAGGAUCGUCGUGCAGUGUCCACGGCCUCGAAGGCUCUCCUUGGACAAAGACGACGUGGGCAAUCUCUAGAUAAAGCAGGAAAACAGAGUUCCGGCGUCGCGACGGCGACGCGUCGGCGAUGCACCGGAAUCCUGAGCGUUCGGGAGGGUCGUCGUGCAGUGUCCACGGCCUCGAAGGCUCUCCUUGGACAAAGACGACGUGGGCAAUCUCUAGAUCUUCUCGCGAAGUCUAGAGACCAAUGAAGUGGGUCGUCGAAUCGUCUCCGGCGGCUGUCACCCGGCGGAGCGGAAAAACGGCGACUUUGCGGCUCUCCGGCGGCUGUCACCCGACGGAGAGGGGCUGGAUGGAGGUGAGGCGCGUGUUAGGGAGCUUCAUCCUCAGGUCCGCGCAGCAAGAGGAGGCUCUUCAUCGCAUCUGGUACGCUCUCAGGAGGUGGCGACUGGUCUCCCGGCGGAUCGUCCUCUUCCCGACGACGGCUUGUUCGUCGAUCAAUCGGAGAUGA